Molecule: messenger RNA, 1955 nt
Organism: Trifolium pratense (red clover)
Lineage: Eukaryota; Viridiplantae; Streptophyta; Magnoliopsida; Fabales; Fabaceae
Product: equilibrative nucleotide transporter 3-like
Exons: 10
Coding region: 306-1577 (423 amino acids)
Biological process (GO): nucleoside transmembrane transport
Cellular component (GO): plasma membrane
Molecular function (GO): nucleoside transmembrane transporter activity
Source: RefSeq, a predicted model, not a curated record
UGUUCUAUGCAUAGUAGUACCAUACCAUGAUAUAUUGUUUCUUACUAUUUUAUUUUGUAUUAUGUUUUUAUUCAUUUUAGUUUUGUUUUUUUCUUUUAAAAAUAUCUACUUAUGAUUAGUCAUUGAUGAGGUUUUUACUUUUAGUCAAAGAAUUGGGUUUGUCCAAAUCCUUUUGGACGUAUUUUGCUGACUUAGUGGUCAUGUCAUGAAAAUUAAUUUGGAAUUUGGUGGUUUGAAUUUGAAGUGAUCUAAACUCAGUAGUGAAAUUUGGUUGUUGCAUUUUUUGUGUGGUAGAGUGAGUGAUAAUGGACACUAUAGCUACUAGCAAUGGCAGUGAAGAACCAAGAAAGCCAGGGGGAAAAUACAAAGCAAUGAUAGUUUGUUUCAUUCUCGGACUUGGUUCACUUGUUGCUUGGAACAGCAUGUUAACUAUUGGAGAUUACUAUUACAAGUUAUUCCCGAAUUAUCACCCUUCAAGGGUGCUAACAUUGGUUUACCAACCAUUUGCAAUUGGAACACUCAUAAUAUUGGCAUACCAUGGAUCAAAAUCAAAUAUCAAUACUCGACUGCGAAAUUUGGCUGGAUUCAUACUUUUCUUUGUCGCCACUCUCUUGAUUCUUAUCUUGGACCUAGCAACAUCGGGGAGAGGUGGAAUCGGACCUUAUAUUGGUAUCUGCUUGCUAACAGCUUGUUUUGGAAUUGCCGAUGCUCAUAUCGAAGGCGGCAUGGUUGGAGAUUUGUAUUUGAUGUGUCCUGAGUUUGUGCAGUCUUACUUUGCUGGUUUAGCAGCAUCUGGUGCUCUAACUUCAUUACUUAGAGUGCUGACCAAGUUAGCUUUCGAGAAAUCUAAUAACGGACUUCGCAAAGGAGCGAUUCUAUUCUUCGCGAUCUCCACAUUCAUCGAAUUCCUUUGUAUUAUCCUAUAUGCAAUCUUUGCCAAAUUGCCUAUAGUGAAAUACUAUCGUUCAAAAGCCGCCUCUGAGGGAUCAAAAACUGUUGCAGCUGAUCUAGCUGCCGCAGGCAUUCAAACAAAGAAAAUUGAUCAAGCCGGAUAUGAUGACAAACAAGUGGAGCGGCUAAGCAACCGACAGUUAUUUAUGGAGAACAUUGAUUAUGCAGCAGACAUAAUUCUGAUAUAUGUGUUAACAUUAUCAAUCUUCCCUGGAUUUUUGUAUGAAAAUACAGGAACACAUCAAUUAGGCAUAUGGUAUCCAAUUGUUUUGGUUGCAAUGUAUAAUGUGUUCGAUUUAAUAUCAAGAUAUAUCCCACUUGUGCCAUGGUUGAAGUUAGAAUCAAGGAAGGGUUUACUAAUAGCAAUCCUUUCUAGAUUCUUAUUGGUACCAGCAUUUUACUUUACAGCAAAGUAUGGUGAUCAAGGAUGGAUGAUCUUUCUUACCUCAUUCUUGGGACUCACCAAUGGAUAUCUCACUGUCUGUGUUAUGACAGUGGCACCAAGAGGUUACAAGGGUCCUGAGCAAAAUGCAUUGGGUAAUUUGCUCGUACUUUGUCUUUUAGUAGGAAUAUUUGUUGGAGCUGUUCUUGACUGGUUGUGGAUUAUAGGCAAAGAUUCAUUCUAAAUUUAUCUAUUCCCUACUAUUUUUACUUGUAUGAUUACAAUGUCCUAGAUUUAAUUAGUUUGGAAUUUCCUUGUAAUCAUGGUAGAUUAAUUCAUAUUAUUAAUCGGGUUUUGAGUUGAAUUUUGCAAAGAGUUGCUUAAUCGGAGCUAACGUCGCUCCGGAGUUCAUGAGGUUGGCAUCAACCGUCAUUAAUUGUAAGGUAUCUUGGUCUUCCGGUGAGUGUUAAUUCGUGUAGCUUGUCUACAUGGGAGACUGUGUUGGACUCUUUAAGGAAGAGGGAAGAGGUUAGGGUCGUGGGGUCAUAAAUAUGUGAGUAUAGGAGGCCGUAUUGUACUUCUUAAUUCGGUCCUUAAUGCAAUACAAGUGUUUUAUCACUCA